Molecule: messenger RNA, 3270 nt
Organism: Aricia agestis (brown argus)
Lineage: Eukaryota; Metazoa; Arthropoda; Insecta; Lepidoptera; Lycaenidae
Product: chromatin assembly factor 1 subunit A-like
Exons: 6
Coding region: 132-2537 (801 amino acids)
Biological process (GO): nucleosome assembly
Cellular component (GO): nucleus; CAF-1 complex
Source: RefSeq, a predicted model, not a curated record
UCAUACAGCUGUCAAAAACAAAACAAAAGUAGCGGAAUAAUGUAAAUUCAUAUUUAGUGGUAAUUAACAAAUAAAAACAGUCUGAGUAUAAUAUUUUAUUAUUAUUUAAGCUUUUAUUUAGAUAAAUUAAAAUGAAAACUGCCAAAUCGCCAAAAAGUGAGGAGAUUACGCCGUCUAAAAAAGUUUUGAAACAAGCACGUCUUCCAUUCAAGUUAAUAAGUGAUGUUUCUCCUAAAUCUAACACCACGCGACCGAGAAAACGGAAGUUAUCAUCAACAGACACAGAAACUGCAAGCAAAAUCGGUAAAAUAAAAGACCAAAAUAAGGAUACAGAUGUGUGUGUUGUGAUAAGUGAUGAGGAUAGCAAAGACGGUUCGAAGACACAGAACAAAACUCUCAAUCCAUUUGUAAAGAUAGUUGACGUCGCGAGAAAGAAGAAAUUGCAGAAAAAAUCCAUAAAGAAGAAGCCUGUACAAAGUAAGUCCUCUGUGGAAUUGAAUAGUUCUGAAAAAAAUGGUACUACCAAUGACUGUGAAGUCGUUAGUAUAGACACAGACAACGACAGUGUUAGUGCUAUGGAAGACGAUGUUGAUCAAGAUGAAGAAAAAGGUGAGGAAAAAACAGAGUUGUCAAAGAAACAUGAAGAGACUGAAACUUUAAGCUGUAAUGGCAACGAAGCUGAUUUAACAAAGGAUGAGUCUGAUGCUGAAAAGGAAGUCAGUGACCAUGAGGAUGACAAAAAAGAAAGUUCUGUAAAACUGUCAAAAAGAAAUUCUGUAAGCUGUAAUGGCAACGAAGCUGAUUUAAUAAAGGAUGAGUCUGAUGCCGAAAAGGAUGCCAGUGACCAUGAGGAUGACAUACAAGAAAGUUCUGUUAAACCUUCGCCAAAAAGGCAGACAAGGAGCCAAAAAAAUAAUUUAAACUCGUCACAGACUAGCAAGGCUAAUGAAUCUGUCACUUCUAACCCGUCUACUCCAAAACGCACUAACAGGAGCUCCUCGGUCACAAAUAGCAAUGGGGAUACCUCAUUAAACGAAUCAUCUAACACCAAUCUUACACCAAAACAACAACAAAAGAAAUUAGAGUCUGCCAAGAAGAAGGAAGAAAGGGAAAAGGAGAGAUUAGAAAGGGAAAAGAAGAGACAACAAGAGAAAGAGGAGAGAGCUAAACAGAAACAGGAAAAGGAAGAACAAAGGAAACGCGAGAAAGAAGAAAAAGAAGAGGCUAAAAGAAAAGAGAAAGAAGAAAAAGAGAAACAAAAAGAACUUGAGAAAAAGAAAGAAGAAAAAGAGGAACAAAAACGCAAAGAGAGAGAGGAAAAAGAAGAACAAAAGCGCAAAGAAAAAGAGGCAAAGGAAGAGGAGAAAAGAAAGAAACAAGAAGCCUUAGAACUGGAGAAGCUAGAACAAGAACAGAAGAAAAAGAAAGCCGCAGAAGCUUUUGUUAGUUUCUUUGUACCAAAACAAAAAAUUGAGAAGGAUCAGCCUACUGUUAGUAAAAACGAUAGGCUCUCAAGUUUUACGAUAAAGUCUGAUAUGAGAUUAGCACCAACUAUAAGAAGUGAGCUGUCGGACAAUAGAAAGAUAGAGCUGGAAAAUUUGCUGAGCAAACAAUGUGUAGAUAAAAAUAAAUUGUACAUGCACGAGUUAAGAGAAGGAACUAAAAAACCACAGACUAGUGGCAAAACUUGGCCCUUGAGUGAUAAAGAUGAUGAUGAUGUGUUGAUAAUUGAAGAUGAACUGCCCCCUGUAGACACAGCGGGUGAAAUACAAACCUGUGAGCCAGCAAUAAGAGAGAAGCUACGACCGAAACUGUUGUCUUUCCAUGAAAACCGUAGACCACCCUACUGGGGUACAUGGAGAAAGAGGAGUAAAAGUAUAAAACCAACACAGCCAUUUAAAAUGGAUCAGAAACUUCUAGACUAUGACGUCGACAGCGACGAAGAAUGGGAAGAGGAACAGGAGGGAGAGAGUAUAGACGGCAGCGCUGCUGGCAGUGACGAUGAGCCAGAGGAUGAUUAUGAGGUGGACAACGAGGUGUUUGUGCCUCAUGGGUACCUCAGUGAUGAGGAAGCAACAAUGGAUGAUGACGAUGUAAUGUCACUUUCACCAGAAACACAGAAGGCUAAGCUUAAGCAUUUGGAGGAUGAAUUUGAAACACAAUUGAAGAAGCCCACAGAAAAACUGAAACCCCGCAUGUACGGCUUACUUUGGGUUACUGAAGAUGGUGGAAAGCCAGAUAAUUGUGCGGACGUAUUAUGGAACUAUUUUGGCAAAUUGGCUAUGAUUAUGAACGACCCUACACCUCUAUUACAACCGUCCACUGAGCAAGAAGACACAGAGAAAAAGAAGGUGAAAAAGAAGAAGGUUGUAGCAGAAGGUGAGCAACAAGACAGUCCCAAGAAUGAAAAGAAAAAGAAAACAAAAGUAAACGAUAAAGAAGGCAAAAAGCCCAAGGAAGUUAAAAAGACACAGGAACCCAAAAAGAACCAACCUGUUAUUAACUCUUUUUUGACAAAACUUAAUAAUACUACUUAGGAUUUUAGGCAUUUUUAUGUUUAGGUUUAUGUUGUUAGUUAUAAUUGUGUAGCAACUAAAUUGAAAUCAGAUCAAUAGAAAAGUAUUAUGUGAGGUGCUUUUUGUGUUUCAUUACCAAAAAAGUAAUGAAAGCAAGUGGCAAAUAAAUUUUGCCCAUUUUAAGGUCUACCAAAAUAAAUUACUUAUGUACUUACAUAAAAAAUAUUUACUUUGCAAUGGUUAUUUUGGUGUCAACAAAUUUGUUGCUAAUUUUCUCUCUAAAAAUCUCCUUAAUAAGAACUUAAAAUUUUAAUGUUGUAAUUUAAAAGACUUCAAAGUGCCUUAGUUCCUUUUGAAUAUUUCAUUAGGUGCUUAUAGGUUCAUUAGGUAAACACCGUUAUCCUUGAAACCAUCAAAUGAGCCCGUCAAAAUUAACAACUUUUUCUAUGAGAACGCUGGGAACUCAAAAAAAUGCCAUCUUCAUACCCAUGGAUGCCUGGAUCGGCAAUUUGUAUGGGUAUGGGUAUGAAGGAUGGUUUCAAGGAUAACAGUGUUUAAACACUAACACACUGUAGGUAUAAUUGCAGGUUUUCGGACUACUAUUAUAACUAAGUAUCAAUUAUUGUUUUUAUUGUUUUGAAAAUACUUCUACUUAUUGACAACAAAAAAUAUUAUCAGUAGGUAUCUUAAGUAAAGAAUAUUCGUAAUUUAUAUCUCAAACAAUCCUCAAUUUUUAUCUUCUACACAUAUAAUU